Messenger RNA from Branchiostoma belcheri (Belcher's lancelet), 2687 nucleotides. Its product is annotated as ubiquitin carboxyl-terminal hydrolase 14-like. The record is from RefSeq and is a predicted model, not a curated record. Gene Ontology annotation, molecular function: cysteine-type deubiquitinase activity; protein binding; proteasome binding. The transcript has 16 exons. Lineage: Eukaryota; Metazoa; Chordata; Leptocardii; Amphioxiformes; Branchiostomatidae. The coding region runs from base 80 to 1486 and encodes 468 amino acids. Gene Ontology annotation, biological process: regulation of proteasomal protein catabolic process; proteasome-mediated ubiquitin-dependent protein catabolic process; protein deubiquitination.
CGAGAUUCAGCGUGAUCUUCACUUGGUGCAUGCGCUGCAGGGACUUCAAUUUUUCGCAAAUUUUGAAAAGUCAGCCAGCAUGCCGGUGUAUAAAGUGAAAGUGAAGUGGCAGAAGCAGAAGUUUGAUGACAUCGACCUGGACACUGAUGAGCCUCCAGAGGUGUUCAAGGCUCAGCUGUUUGCCCUGUCUGGGGUCCAGCCAGACAGGCAGAAAGUCAUGCUGAAGGGGUCCACCCUGAAGGAUGAAGGAUGGGAGACCCUUAAAGGACUGAAGAAUGGUGUUACCCUGAUGAUGAUGGGCACUGCAGACGCCCUCCCACAAGAACCAGUGGAAAGGCCCAAGUUUGUAGAAGACAUGUCAGAAGCCGAACUCAACAAAGCUAUGGAGCUGCCAGCAGGUAUGACUAACCUGGGGAACACCUGUUACAUGAAUGCCACUGUACAGUGUCUCAGGAACGUCCCUGAGCUCAAGGAGGUCCUCAAAAGGUUCCAGGGAGGAUUGAGUAGUUCAGGAGACUUAACUGCAGCACAGUCCAUCACUGCAGCAUUCCGUGACCUGAACGGCAGCAUGGACAGUGGUUCUGCCACCAUCACGCCCAUCGUACUGUUACAGGUCCUCCACAUGGCCUUCCCACACUUUGCUGAGAAGGCUGAGCAGGGCGGCUUCAGACAGCAGCUGAUUCCAGUGCCAGAGCAGGGGAAGAUGAAGAGGUUUAUGGACCAGUUCUUCUCAGGAGAACUUGUCUCUACAAUGAAGUGUGUGGAAUCUGAGGAAGAAGAGGAAAAGACGUCUUCUGAAACUUUCUUUCAACUAAGCUGUUUCAUCUCACAAGAUGUGAAAUACAUGCAACUAGGACUUCAAUCUCGACUUGAAGAAAUCAUCACAAAGCACUCCCCAUCCCUCAGCAGGGAUGCUCAAUACAAGAAAACGUCCAAAGUGCGCCGGCUGCCCGCCUACCUUACAAUUCAGAUGGUGAGGUUCUUCUACAAGGAGAAGGAAAAUGUGAAUGCUAAGAUCCUAAAGGACGUGAAGUUCCCCAUGAGUCUGGACCUGUUCGACAUGUGCACAUCUGAGCUGCAGACCAAGUUAGAGCCCAUCAGGUCAAAGUUCAAAGAGGAGGAAGACAGGAAGGUAGAGGAGGCUCAGAAGGCUAAGGAAGCGGGGAAGAGAGUUGAGACACAAGACAAGAAAGAUAUUCAGUACGAGGCUUACGACUUCCCUGAUGACAUAGGCUCCAACAACAGUGGUUACUACGAGCUCCAGGCAGUUCUGACUCACCAAGGCCGGUCCAGCUCCUCUGGACACUACGUGGCCUGGGUCAGGAGAGACGCUGACUGGAUCAAGUGCGAUGAUGACAAGGUGUAUGCUGUAACUGAAGAGGACGUACUGAAGCUGUCAGGUGGCGGAGACUGGCACUGUGCGUACGUACUUCUGUACGGGCCACGCCGACUAGAGGUGCCUCCUCCUGAGAAGAUGGAGACAUAGAUUUCUGUGGCUUCUCUGUCGUGUCUUCAAUGUGCAAAAAAAUUAUCAAGUCAAACCAAAAUGAAGAAUAAGCUGCAUUGUGCCCAUGUUGUCCUUGUACUGUAAAAACAAAUCUACUCUUACACCAUAAGAGUUUGGACUUUCCAUGUCGCCUGAAGUUGUAAGAAAUAUUGAUAAUAAAGUUUCAGUCUUGCUUUAAAAUACUAGUAGCUAGACCUUCAAUGUCGAUAACAUUAGAUACAGGACUUAAUCAAAUUACAUGUGGCAAAGGAAUUUUUGUCACUCAAAUGCAGGAUAUCUGGGUAUGUACAUGCAUUUUUCUGUUUGUGUAAUACAAGUAUAGUAUACAAUAUUCCUACACUCAUAUUUUGUUGGAACUUGGAAGGAUUAAAGAUUUCUAAAUGAACAUAAUAUUUUACAACAUUUUUAGUGUAAGCAAGUCAUCCAGUAUCAAUACCUUCAUUGAAGCUGUUUAGUCAGUAAUACUACAAAAAGUGUACAUAUUAGAUAUGUACUAGAGCUGGGACAAAAGUAAAGGACAACAAACGUAUGAAGCAAGUCAAGGUAUCUGUGAAAUUUUUGGUUGCGUCAUUUGCUUUCCUCUUUUCAGACCAGUAGCUGUUGCUUAUUAACACUCAUUGUGAGAUACGUAACCUGCAACUUGUACCGUAACCUGCAACUCUGCACUACUUUCAGAACACUUGUGGCACUGAACAGGUUUUAGAAAGAGAUGUUCCACUGUCUACAGCACAUUGACUGCACAUUGUCUCAUUGAUACAAUCUACUGCUUAAAGAGAACUGUACCAGAAUUGACCUACCCAUAAUGUUGGAACAUUACUUGUGUAAGAUUGUAGUGCAACGAACUUCGCAGUCACCUUCAUCAUUGUUGUAUGAAGUUGAUGUAGGAUUUUCAAGCUGGCAGGCUGUGACAGAACAACCCACCAACAAGGCUCUAACAAAGCCAUUUCCAUAACAAGACAGCUGAAUUUUGUACAACACAUGCAUGCCUCCCAAGAAUGCUAUCACAUGAUCACAUGAUGAUCACACAAGGAAUGUGACUAGAUCCUUAGUGCUAAGAGCUGCUACAAACUGCUGUAUUGGACGGCUUGUUCUAUUUGUCUUGUGACAGAAGCACCAAUUGCUGUCAAACAAGUUGUUUGGAACAGAAUUAAAAACUUCAACCAUACACUUCUCUACUAAA